Prorocentrum cordatum is the source of this 298-nucleotide messenger RNA. The record is from the annotation of a GenBank genome assembly. NCBI's taxonomy places the organism in Eukaryota, Dinophyceae, Prorocentrales, Prorocentraceae.
UUCAAGGGCAUCCAGACGCCACUGGGCAAACCGUCCCCGAUCCUGCUCUACUUCUUCAUGCUGUUCGAGUACGACGAGCUGAGGGCACUGAAGCCCUCGGAGCUGGUGCGCCCGGUGGUCGCGCAGCAGAAGCGCGGCUUGAUCGAGGAAUGGCAGAAGGAGGAGAAGCUCCAGCACCGCGGUUGCGAGGGCGGCUACGACGAGGCCGCCGCCGAGCCCGCGUGCGAGCGCGCGUUCAACAAGGGCCUGCUGCAGGCUGGCGAGACCUGUUGGGAGCCACAGGCGCCGACGGAGCCAG